AUGGCUAGCACUAAAGAAGUCCAGGAGCUUCUAAAGUAUAUCAACAGUUUCCCCUCUCCAUUUCAUGUGUUUGCUACGACACGCGAACUCUUCACCGCUGCAGGUUUUCUGGAGCUCAGAGAGAAUGAAUUUUGGUCCACGAUUUGUAAAACUGGAGGCAAAUAUUUUCUCACGCGCAAUGGUUCUACGAUCGUCGCGUUUGCUGUCGGGAAGAAGUGGAAGCCAGGGAACCCAUUUUCUAUUAUCGCCGCACAUACCGAUUUCCCCUGCGUGAGGGUGAAGCCUGUCAGCCUAAAGCAGGACGCAGGAUACCUCCAGGUGGGUGUGGAGCCUGAUGGCUUUGCCUUAUGGCACACGUUCCUGCGUAUUCCAACACUCGCCAUACAUAGGGAUCCAAUGGCUGAAACCUUCUCUUUCAAUAACGAGACUCAGUUGUUACUUAUCACCGGAUUGGUAGUAGCUGAAUUAAAUGAGCAGCAGAUCAGUACGUUGGACGGCAAAGGAAAUAGCGAUAGGAACCUAUUCAAUCCAUUCAAGAGUAUCACUAAGCGACAACAACCCUAUCUCAUCCAGCUGAUAGCGAAGAGCCUUCAGGUGGAUCCUGAUGAUAUAGUCGACUUUGAGCUCCUUCUGUACGACACGCAAAAAGCUUCCGGAGAGCAAGCAUUGGACAAGGAGAGCUCUAUCCGUUUAGUCUCUCUUUUCGACAAUGAGGAAGUAGGAAAUCAGACGGCCCAAGGGGCGGAAUUCAAUAUCCUGCCCUCACACUCCGUCGUUUAUCAAUCAUUCCCACUAGUCUGGCUCCUGAGGAGCUGGAAACUGGCACACAGCUUACGAGCAAUCCUUAUCAAUAUCCUUUCUGCUCUCAGCAGAUGGCACACGCCGUGCACCCGAAUUACAGCGGCAAGCAUGAGUAAGACAAUCAGUCCCGGAUAA
Aspergillus tanneri is the source of this 936-nucleotide messenger RNA. RefSeq lists its product as uncharacterized. The record is from RefSeq and is a predicted model, not a curated record. The coding region runs from base 1 to 936 and encodes 311 amino acids. Lineage: Eukaryota; Fungi; Ascomycota; Eurotiomycetes; Eurotiales; Aspergillaceae. The transcript has 5 exons. Gene Ontology annotation, biological process: proteolysis. Gene Ontology annotation, cellular component: fungal-type vacuole. Gene Ontology annotation, molecular function: zinc ion binding; metalloaminopeptidase activity.